UUAAACAAACGAACGAGCAGGCUAGAGCAGUUUUCCCGACGUUUUUCUUUGCCAUUAUCCUUUGGAAAAGCAAGCUCUUGUUUUUUCUUGCUGGAGUCAAGUGUGUCUCCUCGUUGUGGCGGCACAGAUUUUGCAGCGUUUCAAGUUCCACGUGCCGUCUACUGGAGAAGAGCGAAAAAAAAGUUCGGCACCACCAUGUGGAUCUACACACUGAUCAGCCUUGCCCUCAGCAGGAUACUGGAUAUCGCAGCCUUCUCCAUAAACACAGAUAAUCAGCUUUUUGGCACACACCUUAAUCUAGGAUAUGGUAGCUGCACGGUAGGAAACACGACAUACUUCCACGGCGAAACAUUCAAAUUGGAUUGCCGAACACAAUGCGUCUGUCAGAACGGACGACACGCGUGUUCGACGCUGUGUCCACACGAGAACCUGCCCCCGCCGAACGACACGGCCAUCUGCGUCGGGCCCCGGCUGGUCGAGCUUCCGGAUCACUGCUGCCGGGUGUGGCUUUGCGAGCAGCCCACCACCGAUGUAAACGCGACCUGCUACAACUCGUCCACGACGGUGUGGUCGCCCUGUUCCCAGAGCUGUGGCAUCGGUGUCUCGACCAGGAACAUCACCACGACCCCGGGCUGCCAGCGGUUGAGCACGAUCCGGCUGUGCGAGAACCACAAGUGCAACCGACAGCAGGACCGAACCAGUUUUGUCAUCGUCGGUGGAGACUACGGGGACGACGAAGCGACGGGGCUGGUGCCGCUGCCGCAACAACAAUCCGGUUAUCCACCGGUCGCGGCCAACAGCUUGCAGCUGGAUGAACCGGAGCAUCGCCGAAGGAAAGGACACGAGUGCCGGAGCAUCCAGCGGACGUCCUCCUCCCGGUUGCGGCUCGGACCGUGCGUCUCGCGGAAGUUGUACCGCCCGAAGAGCUGCGGCCACUGCCAGGACGCCGACAUGUGCUGUGUGCCUUCAAUUACCACAACUAUCAAGGUUGAGCUGCUGUGCCCCCUAAAUUCGGGCGACCCCCUCGAGUUCAUCGAGCACGGGUACGACCUCUGGGACAGUGCCUCGAUCGAUCCCCUGGACCAGGAGAUGCUGCAGUCGCGCCAGAUCCAGAUCGAGAACCAAUUCAUCGACGUCCAGUGGGUGCUCAAGUGCGAGUGUGGACCAAAGAGCAAAAACUGCCACCCCAGAAAGAAGGCCGACCCCCAGGACGGCCAAUCCGAGUCCGGUGCUGUUCCGUCGCACGGUUUGCCGUUAUCGGUGGUCCCGGAACCGGCGGCAGUACCACGGCGGACACAAACGGAAAAGGUUGAUGAUGGCGCUCCAGGGAUGCUGUACGACCAGCACGUGCACCACCACCAGUACCAGCAUCAUCACCAUCAUCAGCAUCGUCGACGUCCGGGAAAGAAGAGUCACCACUACAAGCACCACCAUCAUCAACCGUUGCGGGUUGACCUGGACGGGGACGGGGGUGAACUGCUGAAGCGGGUCCAUCGAACAUAAUAAAUUGACCCUGUUUUAUUCCCCGCGUUAGGAUUGUGUUUGGGUCGUUUCAUCGAACGAUGAGUUAACCAAAUAACUUUUUUUUUCUGUAUUUCCUCAUAAAACUGUUUUGAAGAGUGAUGAUAACAAAUUUCGGUAAAACGGCCGAGUAUGGGUCGUUUCACCGAUUUGUUUCGAACAGCUGGUCCGAAAAGAAUAGUUACAGAACUCGGUUGAUUUUGUGUUGUUCAGACUGGGUUAUUUGAUCGAAAAGGUCAUUUCACUGAAAAUUCAGUAUUUCCAGUAAAAAUUAAAUGACUUUCAAUGUUUGAGUGAUCAAUUCAACCAAAUAACCCAUUCGAUGAAAUGACUCACUCUCGUAGAACAGUCACCCUGUAGUUGGUAUGGUUUGAGCGAGUGCGUUACCUGUGUUAUCCGGUGUGGUGUCCUCGUUUUGGACCGGCUAGUUGUACAGCGAACAUCGAGAAUGUCCAACCUUCGACGACCGGUCGUUUCCGGGGGUUUGCGGUAACCCGGAGAAUGCAGGUAUCUGAAAUUUGAUUUGAAUCCGAUUUUUGGGAAAAACUUUACGUUUGAGAGGAUGAACGAACGAAUAAAAGAGAGCAAAAAAACGUAGCGUAACUCAACAAAAACACAUCACUAAAGUGACUUAUAUACAAAUACAGACACAUACACAUAUAUUUGACGCAGCGAGGGACGUAGUAUCGUGUCCGUGUGCUGCCGGAUACGGAUUACUGAAAGCGACGGAACCCUCCGAGACUGCAGCACACGGGCACAGAGAGUUAGUCUGGCAGGGCAGGGCCAAAACCGGAGACGGUCGUCAAAGGAACCAUUGAUGCUGGGACGUUCUCUGUGAAAUCGUGCAAUUGAUAUGUUUUAUUUAUUUUUUUCAAGAAUCUCCCAAAAUGCUUGAUAGUUUGCUUUCAAACACUUUCAAGCAACUACCAAAAGCAAAUAAAUUUUCUGAAUUCAAAAUAGCCGGAAAUUAAGUUUUUGAAUCAACAUUGACCCAACACUGUCAUUUUUUCAUUCAGAACAUUUUUUUUUUUUUUCAUUUUAAAGUUUUGUGUUUUUUGUAACUUUGCAGGGUUAUUUUUUUAGAGUGUAACAAUGUUCUACAUUGUUGUUGAGCAGACAAUUACAAAAAAUAUAAACAUAAGGGGUUUGCUUAAAAACAUCAAAAAAGUUACUUUUUGCGUUUCUCUUUGUUUCGUCGUCCGUGUCUGUCGCGGGUGACCAUAAACCAAAUUGUUACACUCUAAAAAAUAAUCCUGCAAAGUUAG
This is a messenger RNA of Culex pipiens pallens (northern house mosquito), 2786 nucleotides long. RefSeq lists its product as uncharacterized. Gene Ontology annotation, biological process: cell adhesion; signal transduction. Bases 196 to 1503 code for a protein of 435 amino acids. Gene Ontology annotation, molecular function: integrin binding; heparin binding. NCBI's taxonomy places the organism in Eukaryota, Metazoa, Arthropoda, Insecta, Diptera, Culicidae. Gene Ontology annotation, cellular component: extracellular matrix. The transcript is spliced from 9 exons. The record is from RefSeq and is a predicted model, not a curated record.